CCCGUUCCGCAGCCUGAAGUGGCGGUUCGCGCUGAGAGCAGCGUUAAAUCACUUGUCCACUAUCCACGACCAUGUCGGCGCAAGUCGCCUUGCCAGGCGACUUCGGCGCGGACACACCUCCGCCGUACACUGAGAACACCCCACACAACCUGGGCCGAGCUACUGCGCGUCUUCAGUUUCCUCCUUCGUAUGUUGUCGUCGGCAUAUACAGACUUUGCACGGACAGAACCCUGUACAUCCCGGCGUGGAAGAAGUGCCAGCAUGGGGUUGUAAGAGGUCUGGGGGUCGGCUUGGCUUGGGCAUGCUCGACCUUCAAGCUUCAGAGAUGGAUCAUAGAGCAUUUCUACAUGAAUUCUCCUCGAGUCCUGGGUCUCUCCGACUAUCAGACAACCCUCGGAUCGUAUGUGCCGUUUGAUAUGCGUACAUUCGCGACGUUCUUCUUCGUAGCAACACAAGUUUCCGGUAUUGUCACGUACUUCGUCUCUCAUGGCCUGCGUGUCGCACGAGAACGCGCAUACGACCAGACCAUUGAGUCCAGGAACAAGGGGCCCGACUUCUGGCGUCCGUACGUGGAAGAAUGGGACAACCCGCCAAAAGUGAGCAAGGGAGUUGGGCUUAGCCAUGUCCUCAGUGGAUCUCUGGGGAGGAUUGCCGUUAGAGUGUUGUUCCUGCAUGUUGAAGUCGUCCCCGUGAUGGGAAUGCUCGUCUCAGCUUGGUUCAGAUCAUUUGGAACGGCCCGUUACCUCCACAAGCCCUACUUUCAUGCAAAAGGCAUGUCCCCCGAGCAGGUGUCCGUCUUUAUUGAGGAGCGCAAGUGGGAUUACAGAGCAUUCGGCUUCGUUGCAGCUCUUCUGGAGCACAUUCCGCUUGUCGGACUGAUGUUCUCCGUAUCGAAUCGGAUUGGCGCUGCUAUGUGGGCUGUGGAUCUGGAGAAGCGACAGCACUACGUAUCUGAGAUGCAAGGUGCCUGCGAAAAGCAUGAUGACUCCAAAUGACUUUGAACUGUGUCGUAUUAGUCUCAUUGAUCGACGAAGCCCCGAUCGGACUGUGUUCAAGUUACUAGCCAGCUUUUGUGGCGCUCACCGCUCAGGGCCUCAUAAAAUUGCAUACAGGGCUCUGCGCUACACUCGCUUCGUGAUUAUCAUUGCAUCAUAAUGCGGGAGAAUGUCUAA
This is a messenger RNA of Rhodofomes roseus, 1172 nucleotides long. RefSeq lists its product as uncharacterized. The record is from RefSeq and is a predicted model, not a curated record. The coding region runs from base 72 to 995 and encodes 307 amino acids. The transcript has 8 exons. NCBI's taxonomy places the organism in Eukaryota, Fungi, Basidiomycota, Agaricomycetes, Polyporales, Fomitopsidaceae.